ACCGUGCUUUGGACGUCGACCUCCGCAGCGAGCCGCUCUCUGUCAAGCAAGGAAAAAAUGAAGUCAAUGAUUGCGUUGGUCUCCCUCGCCGUUAUGGCUGCUGUUGCGUCGGCUGGCUUCCUUGGAGGCGGCUAUGGUGGUUAUGGAGGCUACGGUGGUUAUGGAGGCUACGGUGGCUACGGAGGGUACGGCGGAUACGGAGGCGGCUACGGGGGAUAUGGAGGCGGCUACGGUGGAUACGGUGGCGGCUACGGCGGCUAUCCAGCUGGUCGGGCUUUCUCCUAUUCGACGUACAUUCAGCACCCAUCAUCCUAUGGUGGUUAUGGCGGCUACGGUGGAUACGGUGGAUAUGGAGGAUUCGGUAGCCGUGGUAGCUACGGAGGCUACGGUGGAUACGGAGGCUACGGACAUGGGCUUGGCCACGGCUACGGACAUAGCUACGGUCAUGGCCAUGGAUAUCAUGGCUGAAGAAACAAGUGUAGGACUGAUUGUCUCUCCACGCAAUCACCAAAGCCGUGCGUUGCGAAAGAUCGCGUCGCUGUGGCAUGCGUUGAGCUGUACUUUGUGGAGUCGUGCUUCACUGGACAAGACAUUCUUCCUCAUCCAGAAAAGGCACAAAAAUGAAAUGUGCCCUCUGUAUACACGUAAAGAAUAAAGUUUUACUGACUUAGGAUAUUUUAUUA
Messenger RNA from Rhipicephalus microplus (southern cattle tick), 683 nucleotides. RefSeq lists its product as uncharacterized. The record is from RefSeq and is a predicted model, not a curated record. NCBI's taxonomy places the organism in Eukaryota, Metazoa, Arthropoda, Arachnida, Ixodida, Ixodidae.